AUGGCUGACUCCAAGGGACUUGAGGACAUCGAUGCCGCGCAGAUCGAGUCCAACUACGAUGAGACCACCGACUCCUUCGAUGCCAUGAACCUCAAGAGCGAGCUCCUCCGCGGAGUCUACGCCUACGGUUUCGAGCGCCCAUCUGCUAUCCAGCAGCGCGCUAUCAUGCCAGUCAUCAAGGGCAACGACGUGAUCGCCCAGGCCCAGUCCGGUACCGGAAAGACCGCGACCUUCUCCAUCUCCGUCCUCCAGAAGAUCGACCCCAACAUCAAGGCAUGCCAGGCCCUCAUCCUCGCACCAACCCGUGAGUUGGCCCAGCAGAUCCAGAAGGUCGUCGUCGCCAUUGGUGACUUCAUGAACAUCGAGUGCCACGCCUGCAUCGGUGGUACCUCAGUAAGAGAUGACAUGAAGGCCCUCCAGGACGGUCCACAGGUCGUUGUCGGUACUCCAGGCCGUGUCCACGACAUGAUCCAGCGCCGCGUCCUCAAGACCGACAGCAUGAAGAUGUUCGUGCUCGACGAGGCCGACGAGAUGUUGUCUCGCGGUUUCACUGAGCAGAUCUACGACAUCUUCCAGCUCCUCCCACAGAGCACCCAGGUCGUCCUUCUCUCGGCUACCAUGCCACAGGACGUGCUUGAGGUCACCACCAAGUUCAUGCGCGACCCAAUCCGUAUCCUGGUCAAGAAGGACGAGCUUACCCUUGAGGGUAUCAAGCAGUUCUACAUUGCCGUUGAGAAGGAAGACUGGAAGCUCGACACUCUGUCCGACUUGUACGAGACCGUCACCAUCACCCAGGCCGUCAUCUUCUGCAACACCCGUAGAAAGGUCGACUGGCUCACCGACAAGCUCACUGCUCGUGACUUCACCGUCUCCGCCAUGCACGGCGACAUGGACCAGGGUCAGCGAGACGUCAUCAUGAAGGAGUUCCGCUCUGGUUCUUCUCGUGUCCUCAUCGCCACCGACUUGCUUGCCCGUGGUAUCGAUGUCCAGCAGGUCUCCCUGGUCAUCAACUACGAUCUGCCAGCCAACCGCGAGAACUACAUCCACAGAAUCGGUCGUGGUGGCCGUUUCGGACGCAAGGGUGUUGCCAUCAACUUCGUCACCGCCGACGAUGUCCGCAUGAUGCGUGAAAUCGAGCAGUUCUACAGCACUCAAAUCGAGGAGAUGCCAAUGAACGUUGCCGAUCUCAUCUAA
Molecule: messenger RNA, 1194 nt
Organism: Fulvia fulva
Lineage: Eukaryota; Fungi; Ascomycota; Dothideomycetes; Mycosphaerellales; Mycosphaerellaceae
Product: ATP-dependent RNA helicase eIF4A
Exons: 4
Coding region: 1-1194 (397 amino acids)
Molecular function (GO): RNA binding; RNA helicase activity; ATP binding
Source: RefSeq, a predicted model, not a curated record